AUGGCAGAUGUGCAUAAGACCAGCACAUGCAUCUUGUUUCUGCAGGUGGAAGAUAGCAUGAUGGAUGUGUAUGAUUUCGUGUAUGAGGAGGUGAGGAGGAACACCUCCAGCUUCAGGAGGCAUGAACUGACUGCCAUCCAUGAAGCAUUCCUGUGCUGUGGGAAGCACUCUCCUUUUGGGGACACAACCAGUGUUGAGAACAAGACAUGUCCACCGGGCCAAGUGCACGAUGAAGGACAGGAUUGCCUGCAAGAGAUCCAGGACUUUCUGAAGAAGCACAUGGACUUUGCCUUCUCGAUCCUGGGGAUCGCCAUUGCCUUCACGGUUUAUGGGAUGAUCCUUACUUCAUUCCUCUGGUUCUCCAUCCACUUCAGCAGCAACCUGUAUCGGAAAGGCAAAUACAUCCUGCGAGAGAGGUAGAAACCUGAUGCCUGGGCAUCCCUACCAGGCAGAGCCAGCUCUUGGUGCAGGAAGAUGUCUGAAGUCACCCACAAAAUGCCCUGGGGAGGUAUUAUGUGGGGUCAGGUGGUGGGAUGUGUCACACAUUUCCCUUUCCUCCACUACUACUGGGCUCAGAGAUGCAGAUUCCCUUCGUGGGAGACAUACGGGCUGUGGCUCCACAAGAAGGACACAAAGAGUUCUCUACAACUAAAUGGAGAGAAAAGCCCAGCAAAAAUCACAGCAUUAACCCAAACUUCUGUCAUGCUGUCAUCUGAGCCGUUCCCUGUGACCCCCAAAGAUGCAAUGUUCCUAGGAAGAUGGCUUUGGAUCACAGCCCAGGAUCAAUGUUGCACUAUGAGUAAAUAAAUGACAGGAAGUGUGUCACCA
Messenger RNA from Hirundo rustica (Barn swallow), 828 nucleotides. RefSeq names its product tetraspanin-32-like. The record is from RefSeq and is a predicted model, not a curated record. Lineage: Eukaryota; Metazoa; Chordata; Aves; Passeriformes; Hirundinidae. Bases 1 to 420 code for a protein of 139 amino acids. Gene Ontology annotation, cellular component: membrane. The transcript is spliced from 6 exons.